Messenger RNA from Lactuca virosa, 423 nucleotides. Lineage: Eukaryota; Viridiplantae; Streptophyta; Magnoliopsida; Asterales; Asteraceae. The record is from the annotation of a GenBank genome assembly.
AUGUGUAGAUUUACUCCCCUGCACCUUGUGCACCAAGGCAAAGAAACAGAAGAACGGGAAAGAAAGAUGAAGCUAGUUGAUUUAAUUGUGGCAACACCUGGAAGAUUAGUUGAUUUACUUGAAAGGGCAAAAGUGUCAUUACAAAUGGUAAGGUAUUUAGCUCUUGAUGAAGCUGAUCGUAUGUUGGAUAUGGGAUUUGAGCCUCAAAUAAGAAAAAUUGUGGAACAAACAGACAUGCCUCCACCUCCUGGAAGACAAACAAUGCUUUUCAGUGCCACUUUUCCUAGAGAAAUCCAGGAAAGGGAGUUGGCAUUGAGGUCAUUUAAGAGUCGGAAGACUCCAAUUCUUGUUGCUACUGACGUGGCAGCAUGUGGGUUGGAGGUGAUUGAUGUUGGCUCAAGGGCAGUUUGGUCAUUACCGUAA